Messenger RNA from Thlaspi arvense, 459 nucleotides. The record is from the annotation of a GenBank genome assembly. NCBI's taxonomy places the organism in Eukaryota, Viridiplantae, Streptophyta, Magnoliopsida, Brassicales, Brassicaceae.
AUGCCCUCGAUUCAGCGACGCUGUUUUGAAACAGAUGCUGAAGCGGAAUUGUAUGAGUGGGCCAAAAAGAAUCCAUCUCCGGCUACUAUAAUGGUUAUAACCGGUCCUUCUCCACUGAAAUACUUAUCUCCUCCACUUCACGACCUACACAAAGAGGGAUACACAAUCCUUCUGGCAUAUCCUCAACGAGAUCCUGCUCCAGACUGGCUCUGGAUAGGCUUUUUGCCUAUUGUUCAACGAGAGUGGCUCUGGAAGAGCUUACUAGAAGGUGCAAUGGACUCGGGGACUGUAGAAAAUAAACAGGAGACACCAAGACUUGUUCUUUCACCCUGGUAUUGCCCAGAUUGGGACCCCUAUUUUAGUAUUCUAGGUUCGAAUCCUUUUGAAGUUAUUAAGCCGCCUGAGCCUCCAAAGGAUGACCCUGAUACCAUAAAGGCAAGCUUUGAUAUCUCAAAUUGA